AUGAGUCGAGAUAAUGAUACUGGAAAAAUUUUCGUCGGAGGUUUACACCCGGACACAGAUUCAGAUAGCAUGAAAAAAUUCUUUAAUAAAUACGGAAAUGUUUCGGAUUGUGUUAUCAAGAAGGAUCCCGUAACACAACGUUCCAGGGGCUUUGGUUUUGUAACUUUCGAAGAUCCUGGUUGUGUUAAUUCUGUAUUAAAUGCUGGUCCACAUUUAUUAGAUGGCAAACAAAUUGACCCUAAACCGGCUGUUCAAAAGGGACAACCUGCACCCCAGGCCAGCCCUAGUAAUGUUAAUACGAACAAAGUGUUUAUCGGUGGCGUAGCCCAGAAUACAAGCGAAGAUGAGAUCAAAAAGUACUUCUCUAGUUUCGGACAGGUUAAAAAUGUCCAACUUAUGUACGACAAAACAACGAAGCGAAUGCGAGGAUUCGGAUUUGUAACUUUUGAAAAUGAUGAGACCGUAAAAAAGACUUGUGGCGUACAUUUCCAUAAUAUUAAUGGCAAAUCGGUCGAAGUUAAACUAGCCGAAGAUCGUAGUGCAAAUCGAGGUGUUCCAGGUAGCCAAUCUAAUGUGUAUGGAGGUGGAAACUUUCCUAAUAUGCAAUUUACUUCUCAAUAUGGCCCUUAUGGUAAUAGUGGUGGUAUGCUAGGUUCCUAUGGAUAUGGUUCGUACGGUUAUGGUGGAAAUUAUGCUGUACCUGGCUAUCCAUUUGCUUACGACCAAACGAUGGGCACUAAUUACGGACAAGAAGCUACUAACUAUGGCCCUGGAAAGUCAAGUUACAGUAAUAUGUCGUCUGGUGUAUCCCAAAGCGGCACAUCUUCAUAUACGAGUGCGCCUUCUACAGGCUAUAGUGGAAUGAAUUCUGCUGGACCCAGCGACAGUUUUAGAAGUGUACCUAACUAUAACAACAUGCAAAGUUAUAUGUAA
This is a messenger RNA of Trichoplax adhaerens, 933 nucleotides long. RefSeq lists its product as uncharacterized. Gene Ontology annotation, cellular component: cytoplasm. Gene Ontology annotation, molecular function: RNA binding. Lineage: Eukaryota; Metazoa; Placozoa; Uniplacotomia; Trichoplacea; Trichoplacidae. Bases 1 to 933 code for a protein of 310 amino acids. The record is from RefSeq and is a predicted model, not a curated record. The transcript is spliced from 11 exons.